UCGCCAGGGUGUAACUUUUUUUUGCUAGCUCUGCAUUGCGGUACUUCCUGCGUAAGCAUGUCGUCGACCGAUUUUUACCUUCGUUAUUAUGUGGGACAUAAAGGAAAAUUCGGACACGAAUUUUUAGAAUUUGAAUUCAGACCAGAUGGCAAGCUGAGGUACGCAAACAACUCCAACUACAAAAACGAUACAAUGAUCAGGAAGGAGGCAUAUGUGCAUAAAUCAGUGAUGGAAGAAUUGAAACGGCUGAUAGAGGACUCCGAGAUAAUGCAGGAAGAUGAUGCUUUAUGGCCUUCUCCAGACAGGGUUGGAAGACAGGAACUGGAAAUUGUGAUAGGAGACGAGCACAUUUCUUUCACAACAUCCAAGAUUGGCUCCCUUGUAGAUGUGAAUCAGAGCAAGGACCCAGAAGGGCUUCGCACUUUCUACUAUCUGGUUCAAGACCUCAAGUGUCUUGUUUUCUCCCUUAUUGGGCUGCAUUUCAAGAUCAAACCUAUUUAACCUGUCUUCAUCAUUUUCAUCGUUUCCUCUGUGGGACAUUAUGUUCAUGUCAGUUUUCACAUUUUAAUAAUGCACAUAAAUACACUUCAUUUCCGCAAUUUCAUUUUUAUGGAUGUUUGUGAGUGUGUAUGUGUAUAAAGAUAGUAAUUUGGAAGUAAUUGUUUUGUUUCAAAUUGUAAGGUGUUAUUAAAUAGUAUGAUGAUGAAA
Messenger RNA from Pomacea canaliculata, 708 nucleotides. RefSeq names its product protein mago nashi homolog. The transcript has 5 exons. Bases 58 to 501 code for a protein of 147 amino acids. The record is from RefSeq and is a predicted model, not a curated record. Gene Ontology annotation, biological process: RNA splicing. Lineage: Eukaryota; Metazoa; Mollusca; Gastropoda; Architaenioglossa; Ampullariidae. Gene Ontology annotation, cellular component: catalytic step 2 spliceosome; exon-exon junction complex; nucleus.